AUGAAAGAUAUUUUGGGUAAUAAAUCAGACGUUGCAGAGAAAUCAACACAAUCCUUCACAAAAAUGUUUUCAUCUAUUUAUGGAGUAUUGUUUGAUGAGGAGGCGGACGAUCUCGAAAAAUCUGCUGCAAAAUCUCUCCUUCGAAUUCUAUUGCGUAUUUCGUAUCAUAAACAGUAUAAAAAAUAUUUGGUUGGAGAUGAUGCUUUCUGCGUUACUAUUCAAAGUAUUGCCAAACGUCCAAAACAAGAUGUUGCCAAGCGCAUAUGCUGUAAUCUUCAACUUAAACUACCACAAGACGAGUCGAAAAUAGCAGCGUCUUCAAUGAUCUACAUAAGUUAUAACUGGACAGAUGAAGAAUUUUGUAAGAAUUUUGUAAAUGCGCUAAGUGGCAGCAUAUCAGUAAUACCGAUUUGGGUCGACUAUGAACGUAUGGAGUUAUGGGAUGAUAUGCGGGAAUACUCAUUUCAAGUGAUUGAAUCUGCAACAAUAGUUGUUGUCAUUAUGUCAACAGCCUAUGCUGCAAGUAAGACUAGCUAUAAAGAAUUAAAUUACGCCAUCGAAGCUGCCAAAAACUCGACUACGAACAAAAAAAUUAUAAUAGUCGAAGCAGAACCCAAAUUCAAAUGCCACCGAUCUCGGAUGAGUGGUUGGUUAAAAGAGAAUGUUGUUAUUUCUUAUGACGAUAAUAUUGGUAAUAUGGUUUCCAGAGUGCAUGAGUGUAUUGAACGUUCGAAUAAUGCACAGAUAACAUGCUUACCUCUAAUCAAUACUCAGUCGCAAGUUUGUUCUAUUACGUGA
Rotaria socialis is the source of this 798-nucleotide messenger RNA. NCBI's taxonomy places the organism in Eukaryota, Metazoa, Rotifera, Eurotatoria, Philodinida, Philodinidae. The record is from the annotation of a GenBank genome assembly.